AUGAGCCGUCCGAGUUCGCUGAUUGGCAGACGGAUCUGUGACAUUGUCUCCACGUGGCGAAUGGUUACGGUGUGCGGAGUCGUCUUGUCCGAAUCGAAGUCGACGGUGAUACCGAAUGGAAUACCGAUCUCGUCGAGCCGUCUGAAUCUUCUUCGAAUCCUUCUUGAAACUCUUUCCAAGAAGUGCCAUAUUCGCCUCGGCCUCCACCACAUUCACGUCGACCAUCCUUCUCUUGUCCAACUUCCCAUUCGUCGCCUUGAAGUGUUGCUGGAGAUCGUAACAAGCUUUGUCUGCGUUUCCGACGCAUUCGAUCCAUCCGUACGACGUCAGAAUUUCAGCAUCCCAGCUGUCUUGAGCAUAGUGAGCCAUCUCGUUCGAGAGAUGCUGACGGAACCGGAGACGACGGUCGUCGAUACCGAUUUUCAUGAGGAAUUGAUGGCAACGGGCCAUUACGCCAAAACGUACAUUGGCAACAGCCUCUCCAAUAGCGACUUCUCUAGCCGGUGCGCCAUCCAAUUGAUCGCAAGCGGAGAGCAAAACGAGCUUUUGAUCGGCAAUUUUCGCGAAUUUCGAGAAGCUCUUGUCCUCUGGAUCGACAAAGUGCUCGAUUUCACACAUGGUGAAUUCACGAACAUGAAUGAGUCCCUGACGGGGAGAGAUCUCAUUUCUGAAGCCAAGACCGAUUUGAGCGGCGGCGAACGGAAGUUUUCCAUAAUUGAACUCGAGAAGUCUCUUGAAGUUCACGAAGAUUCCCUGAGCGGUUUCUGGGCGGAGGAUGCUUUGAAGUCGCCGGUUAGUCCGAUUUGA
This is a messenger RNA of Caenorhabditis remanei, 807 nucleotides long. RefSeq lists its product as uncharacterized. The coding region runs from base 1 to 807 and encodes 268 amino acids. The transcript has 3 exons. NCBI's taxonomy places the organism in Eukaryota, Metazoa, Nematoda, Chromadorea, Rhabditida, Rhabditidae. The record is from RefSeq and is a predicted model, not a curated record.